AUGGGGCAAAGCUUCUGGGAGCAGCUCCAUCUGGCCCUCACCCUCCUACUUCUGAAUCUGGGGUCUGCCGUGACCAGAGAUGCCCCUUACAGCUGCUAUGGGGUUCCAGGCCUGCCAGGCAUGCCAGGUGCACCAGGCAAGGAUGGCCGGGAUGGGCUGAAGGGAGCCAAAGGCGAGCCAGGCAUCCCAGCCACUUCUGCAACACAAGGGCCCAAGGGCAUGAAAGGGGAACUGGGCAGCCCUGGCUCACCAGGCAAGUCUGGCCUCAUCGGUCCCCCUGGUCCCCCUGGAGACCCUGGGAUGAUGGGCUUUGCUGGACCGCCGGGUAUGCCAGGCAGCUACAAACAGAAGCAGCGGUCAGCAUUUUCGGUGACGAGGCAGACCAGCGAGCAUCCCCUGAAGAAUGUCCCUGUGGUAUUCAACAAUGUCAUCACCAACACCAACCAUGACUACAACACCACCACAGGCAAGUUCACCUGCAAGCUCUCCGGCCUCUACUACUUUGUCUUCCACACCUCACUGACAUCCAACCUCUGCGUCGUCCUGUACAAGAACAACAGCAAGAUGGCCAGCUUCUGUGACCAUAAGACCAACACCAUACAGGUCAGCUCCGGUGGGGUCCUCCUCCACCUGAGUGCUGGGAACCAGGUCUGGCUGCAGGUGAACGACUACAAUGGCAUGGUGGGCAUUGGCAACUCUGACAGCAUCUUCUCAGGGUUCCUGCUCUUCCCAGACUAG
Molecule: messenger RNA, 738 nt
Organism: Tauraco erythrolophus (red-crested turaco)
Lineage: Eukaryota; Metazoa; Chordata; Aves; Musophagiformes; Musophagidae
Gene: C1QC
Product: complement C1q C chain
Molecular function (GO): protein binding
Source: RefSeq, a predicted model, not a curated record